Molecule: messenger RNA, 2782 nt
Organism: Sinocyclocheilus rhinocerous
Lineage: Eukaryota; Metazoa; Chordata; Actinopteri; Cypriniformes; Cyprinidae
Product: SH3 domain-containing kinase-binding protein 1-like
Exons: 17
Coding region: 292-2073 (593 amino acids)
Biological process (GO): cell migration; actin filament organization
Molecular function (GO): protein binding
Source: RefSeq, a predicted model, not a curated record
UUCAUAAGCGACGGAGGCAACACUGUAGUAAAGUGCUUCACGGCUGGGGCAACAUCCACAUCAUUUCUUCCCCCUUUGCGUUGUUGCCCCUGCCUUUUUUUGCUCUUUUUAAUGAGGGGCAGAAUCAUCUGUAAGAAAUAUGAUUAGAAGCCGCGUUCCUCUUUCAUUUUAAGUGACUAUUUGCAGUAUUUCCGACCCGGGGGCUGCAUCUCUCGAAAGUAGCGGAUUUCUGUCUUUUUCUCUACAUUGAAAAACAUCCUACACAAACACGCCGUGUAAACAAGUUCAUAAAUGGUGGAAGCCAUUGUGGAGUUUGAUUACCAGGCCCAGCACGAUGACGAGUUGACCAUCGCUGUCGGUGACAUCAUCAGUAACAUCAGGAAGGAUGAGGGCGGCUGGUGGGAGGGAGAGCUGGAUGGUCGGAGGGGGCUCUUCCCUGACAACUUUGUCAGAGAGAUAAAGAAAGACUCGAAAAAAGAGGUGAAGAAGGAGUCCAGCUUGGCCGGAUCCAAAUCAGACCUGUCCAAUGGCAGCGCCAGCCCAAAAUCAGAACCCAGCCUCAGACCCGCCAAGAAAGGUGAGGCAAUCAGAAAAAAGCGUUGCAAAGCUGCCUUUAGCUACACUCCGCAGAAUGAAGAUGAGCUAGAACUGAAGAUCGGAGAUGUUAUUGAGGUUCUGGGAGAGGUGGAGGAGGGAUGGUGGGAAGGCUUUCUCAAUGGCAGAUCUGGGAUGUUCCCCUCUAACUUCACCAAGGAGCUGUUGGCCGAGGCUGAAGAUCUGACCCCACAGGACGACACACGCAGCACACGAACCAGUAUAAAGGACAGCACCGGCUCAGAGAGUGAUGGCGGCGAAUCCAGUAGUUUACGGUCUGAUACUGGCAGUGUGUCCUCCAGCUCUGAGAUUCAGCCCAAAAAGGUUCGGGGGUUCGGCUUUGGGGACAUCUUCAAAGACCAGCCCAUCAAGCUCCGCCCACGAUCCCUGGACAUGGACAGUGAGGGAGACAAGCCUCAAAUGGUGAAGAAAGUCGCUCCAGCUGUUGCCCAGGAAACCAUGAAGGCGGAGCCUGAGAGUAAGGCCAAAGCAAAGGAGUUUUGCAAAGUAAUUUUCCCGUACGAAGGUCAGAACGAAGAUGAGCUGUCAAUCAAAGAGGGAGACAUCGUUACGAUUGUCAAUAAGGAGUGUGCAGACGCUGGUUGGUGGCUUGGAGAGCUAAACGGCAAACAGGGAGUGUUUCCAGACAACUUUGUGAAGUUAUUCAUUCCUGAGGUAGAAAAAGAGAGGCCUAAGAAACCUCCUCCACCUGCAGCACCAACAACUAAACAGAUCACAGACAAAAAGACAGAGGCUAAAAAAGUUCCACCGGAGCGGCCUGAAUCUCUCCCACACAGAGCUGAGGAAAAAGGUGAGGAGUGGAAGCUGGGUGAGAUUGCAAAGCCGUCCCUCCCAGUUGUCCUCCCAAAGAAGCCUCUCCCCCCGAAGAACAACAACUCAUUGAAUCGACCGUCAUCCCUGCCACCCAAACGCCCAGACAGACCCGAGAGACCAGCAGUGCCCAAUAUACCGUGUGACAGUCCGAAGUCUGACGGCAGUGGUGUGGCAGCUGACAGAGGCUCUGCAGACAAAUCCGUAGAUAUCGAUGUAGAAGACUUCGACACCAUCGUCUCAUCCACAGAGAAGCUGAACCACCCGACCGCAUCACGGCCCCGUGUAAUGGACCGACGGCCACGAUCGCAGAUCUUCACGUCUGUUCCUGAAAAAUCAUCUUUGCCCCCUAAGCCCAGUGCCCCUCCAUCAUCUUCUGGGUCCGGAGGGGCUUCUCUCCACCAGGGCAGCGCUGGUCUGCGGCCCCAUUCCCCUUCCGUUGACGUCCGAGUGAAAAACGAACAGGGUGCCGCAACACUGGAGGAGCUCAGAGCACAAUUACGAGACCUGAAAGGAACUGUGGAGCUCAUGAAGAGCCAGCACAAACAAGAAAUCAAACAGCUGGUGAGUGAACUGGAUGAGGAGAAGAGGAUUCGCAUAUCACUGCAGAUGGAAGUGGAGCAGAUUAAGAAAUCCCUGUCCAAAUGAACUCAAGCAAGAUGAAGGGUCAGGCUGAGGUUCCACACCACAGUCCAAUUAGAUUGUGCCAAAAAAAGAACAACAAUGUAUCAGAACAAUUGCAUAAAGAAAACAACUGUUUACCCCCCAUUCACUUGUACUCUUUCUGCUUUCGUUUUUAAGCUUUUUUUGCGUGUUAUGCUCAGACUGGCCGCUGACUCACAGACCCGUUGCCCGGGUGUGGCCUUACUGUGGGUCAUGUGAUUAAAGGGUGGUGAUGACCCACACCUGGAGACAGGUGAUAGCGAUCGACAUGGGGAUUAGCUGGUCUCCUGCACAACUGUGACACAGUUACCCCAUCAUCAACCUCUCUGAUACUGCAUCUGAAUGCUAGUCAGAGAACACAACAAAUGAAGGAGAAACCAGUGCGUUUUACUUAAAUACUGUUCACCUUAAGUUCUUUUCUUUUGACUUGGAGGCCUUCAGUUAUUUUCUUUAUAUGCAAAGGUGCAUUUAAUUUCACACCCCUUGCGAUUUCCACAGCAACCCCACAUUGAGGCCUUGUUUAUUUGGAGCUUUCCAAACUCUUCUGUCUUUCCUCUUUCUUUUACGUUGGUGAUGACAAUGAGAAAACUCAUGUUUUGUUUUCUUGACUCAGUUAUUUCUUUGAAAUCUUCUAUAUAUUCUUUUAUUUUAUAAUGUACUAAAUGCAAUUAUGUGUGCAGAUUUUAUUAAAAAA